UAUUGACGACGGUGGAAGGUGGUAGAAGGAGCACCACUUUCCCUUGAGAAGACUAGGGAGACGGCGCAUCGGAGAAAGACGGAGGAAGAACGGGAGAGAGUGAGCGAAUGAGCCGAUCGGUCGCAGUCUUCCGUCGAGAGUAAAGUGUGUCGAGGUCUUUUCACGGACAGUUGUCGUGGCCGUGUCGGUCCGUUUGUCCGUCUGUGUCCUGUGCAGCCGCGAUUGCUUCCUUCUUUUACCGAUUUCUUCUCUCUCCUCGUUUCUUUUUCUCUUUUACUGCCGGUCGUGCCCUCUCUCCUGUCACAAUUGUCACUCUCGUUCUCUCUUUCUCUCUCGCCGCUCUCGACGCACCAUGCAUAACUUGCCGGCGCUCUCGCGCGACAAUUCUUAUCUAAAAUAGUUCGGCGCCGCGUCUCUCGUGCCCCGGGUGUCACGGAUGCCGUCCGCGACGUUGUGACAAAAACAAAACGCUGGGGAUGUCCGCGGGAUAAGUCUUUUUUUCCCCUCUUCCUUUCGAACGGAGAUGUCUUCGUCAGCGAUCCUGAGCUUGUGCAUAAUAUGGAAUUUAUUUGCCGGUUGCAUCUCGUACACCGAAGAAGUCGUACAUUACCGCACUUAUCCAUACGGAUACAGAAACUCGCCGACGAGAGAAUGGUUGCACGCCUGGGAUGCCGGACCAAGCAGAUCGGACAGAUCAGUGUAUGCCCGCAGGGAUACCCAGGUGCGCCCUUAUACAAAACUGGUGAAGGUGGAGCACGAGCAGAGCGAUCCUUUGGCAACCAUCAGCGAGACCUUGGGCGCCCUGAACACCGUGGGCAAUUAUAUUGUGAAUAUGACGAGGGGCGUCGAGAUCUCGGAUUAUCCGCCAAAGGAGUUGCCCUCGGCGUUGUACACCAUCUCCAAAAAUAUUCUAGGUCGCAACGUGACGGACAGCAUAGCGCCCUUAGUGCGCGGUGUUGCAUUGCCACUAAGACAAACGAUCGCAUCCUCCACUACACAGGCACCGUCAAUCCAGCAACAGCCCGCAGAAGAGCUUGUGAAUAGGGACAAAGAAUCCGCUCUGUCUGUGUGCACCACGGCCGGAGGUGGACCUGGAAAAUGCCAGGACCUCAGCAAUUGUCCACAAUUACUGCUCGACCUCAACAAGCUGAGGCUCUCGUUCUGCUUCAAGAGUCUGAUUGUGCCAGGAGUUUGCUGCCCGGUGGACAAAAUCAGCAAUCCCUCGAUUCCCGUUACCGCGCCCUCCGGGAUCGACGUUGAACAUCCUUCACGACCGACAAUUCGACCUACAAAGGCUCCCACACCACGCCCGAUACCACUAUAUCCGGUUCCAACAUCCUCGACGACGAGACCCACGUAUGCACCAUCGCCGGAAUCGUUGGUCAAUAGUACGAGUGGCUUUGAAGCAAUAGCGACAAUCGACAACAAUUUCAUUCAAGACGACGAGGAGUGCGGAGUGAGAAAUGCGGGUAAAUACCGAGUGGUCGGAGGCGAAGAAGCGCUACCCGGGCGUUGGCCCUGGAUGGCGGCGAUUUUCCUUCACGGUUCCCGGCGAACGGAGUUUUGGUGCGGGGGAUCGUUGAUAGGGCCACGCCACAUCCUCACUGCUGCCCAUUGCACCCGAGAUCAGCGACAACGGCCCUUCGCCGCCCGCCAGUUCACCGUACGUCUCGGCGACAUCGAUCUCGAGAGGGAUGACGAGCCCUCGUCGCCAGAGACCUACGCAGUGAAGGAGAUUCACGCGCAUCCGAAAUUCUCACGGGUCGGUUUUUACAACGACAUCGCCGUCCUCGAGCUCGUCAGACCCGUAAGAAAGUCGCCGUACGUGAUACCCAUUUGCCUGCCGCAGGCGCGGUAUCGUGGGUAUCCGUUCGCUGGCGCCAGACCGACAGUGGUCGGCUGGGGUACCACUUAUUACGGUGGGAAGGAGAGCACCGUUCAACGGCAAGCGGUUCUGCCGGUGUGGAGGAACGAGGACUGCAACGCGGCUUACUUUCAACCGAUCACCAGCAACUUUUUGUGCGCCGGUUACAGCCAGGGCGGCAAGGACGCGUGUCAAGGUGAUUCGGGUGGGCCGCUGAUGCUGAAAGUCGAGGGUCGAUGGACACAGAUCGGCAUCGUCUCGUUUGGCAACAAGUGCGGCGAACCUGGCUAUCCUGGUGUGUACACGCGCGUCUCCGAAUACGUUGACUAUAUUAAAAGUAACAUGAAGUAAUGACGGAGCCAUGCGGCGGAAUUCAUACGUGCUCCUAAAAAAUGACAUGCAUAAAUACAGACUGAUAUAUUCUGUUUAGAAAACAAAGAAACCGAUAAUAUAUCAAUAUAUUUCCUAUAAAAUUGAUUUUCGAUUUUAUCACGCAUAUUUUCUGUAAGAAAUAGGCAAAAUAUGUAUUCAUUUCUGUAAAGUUGAAUACUAAACUCUCAAAAUUAGGAAUCGAUAUAUUUAAUUUUUCAUUUUAAUUGUUUGUAGAUUUAUUUUAAAAGAGUACUUAAAGAAAGUUGUGAUUUCGGCGUUUAAUAUCAAUUGUGCCAAGGUACUUUAAUAUUUGCAAUUUGUUAAUAUGUGUUUUUUUUAUAAUUUUGAAAAUAUAUUAAUAUAACACACGUCUCGUGUAUAAAUACAUUCUUCUAUUAAGCUAUAAUGAAUCAUUACGAUUUUAAGAGAUGUCAAAAAAAUGUAACACGCAUUGAACGUUUAUUUCAUCAUUUUUACAAUAUUUUAUUGCAUUUAUAAAUGUACAGCAUAUUCCCUAAGUAAGCAUAGAAAUAUCUAUUGCAUGUUUUUGUGGAAACAUACGAAUGUGGUCAUAUGUAUAUUUAUUGAAUACAUAUAAAUUUAUAAAUAAAUUAUUAUCAUUGCAUA
Monomorium pharaonis (pharaoh ant) is the source of this 2863-nucleotide messenger RNA. Its product is annotated as proclotting enzyme. Gene Ontology annotation, molecular function: serine-type endopeptidase activity. The coding region runs from base 524 to 2215 and encodes 563 amino acids. Lineage: Eukaryota; Metazoa; Arthropoda; Insecta; Hymenoptera; Formicidae. The record is from RefSeq and is a predicted model, not a curated record. Gene Ontology annotation, biological process: proteolysis. The transcript has 8 exons.